AGUUUCUCGCUCGAAACAUUUUCCCAGAAAAAGGAAAGAAAAAGAAAGAAUACAACGAGACGCGAAAUCUCUCCUUUACUAACCAGACCACUGCUCUCUACUCCUUCCAUCGCCAUGACUUAAUAGCGUUCUGUGUCCAAGAAAAUCUUCCACGAAGAUAUUGACUCGGAUGGGUGCGUCUCUAUCGAACCUGACGGAGGGGGCGAGUGGCUCGGCGAUGGGACCGGGGCUUGGGGAUAUACCGGAGAGCUGUGUGGCGUGCGUGUUUUUGUACCUUACUCCGCCUGAGAUUUGUAACUUGGCGAGGCUGAAUCGAGCGUUUAGGGGUGCCGCGUCGUCCGAUUCGGUGUGGGAGAAGAAGCUGCCGCCUAAUUACCAAGAUCUGCUCGAUUUGUUGCCGCCUGAAAGGUACCAGAACUUGUCAAAGAAGGAUAUCUUUGCACUUCUUUCUCGCCCGGUUCCUUUUGAUGAUGGCAAUAAGGUAGUAUGGCUGGAUAGAAUGACUGGAAUGGUUUGCAUGGCUAUAUCUGCAAAGGGGAUGUUGGUAACUGGAAUUGACGAUAGGAGAUAUUGGAGUUGGAUUCCUACUGAAGAAUCUAGAUUCAAUGUUGUGGCCUACUUGCAGCAAAUUUGGUGGUUUGAAGUAGAUGGAGUGGUGAAGUUUCCUUUCCCUGCUGGUGUUUACACUCUAUCAUUCAGGCUUCAUCUUGGAAAAUUUUCCAAAAGGUUGGGACGGCGGGUGUGCAGUUUUGAGCAUACCCAUGGUUGGGCCAUAAAACCUGUACGAUUUGAGUUGUCUACUGCUGAUGGUCACCAAGCAUCAUGUGAGUGUUGCUUGGAUGAUACUGAGCAAGAUGAAGUGACAGGAAACCAUAAACGUGGAUGCUGGAUAGAGUAUAAAGUAGGCGAGUUUAUUGUCACUGACUCUGAGCCAGCAACUGAAGUCAGAUUUUCUAUGAAACAGAUAGAUUGCACGCAUUCAAAAGGUGGGCUUUGUGUAGAUUCCGUGUUCAUCAUCCCCAGUGAUAUACAAAAACGUAAAAGAAGAGGGGUUCUGAAAUAGCCUGAAACAAGUCAAGUCAAUUGUUGUUUUUUAUUGGGAAUCAUCCCCAAGAAUUCUAUAUGGGUUCCUCGUACAGCUUAUACUUCUAAAGGCAUUGAUGUUAGAGAAUAUCAUCUUAAUUGAUUUUUGGAGUAGGUAUGUGUCCUCUUUGAAUAUGUAAUCUUCAAUACCAUGCAUUUAAUCUAGUUUUAUUUCUGUUUAUAUCUUUGCAGAUAGGAUUAGGAGAAUGUGCUUUGGUUUAUCACCCUGUUUUAGUCAGGCUUCUGCUAAAAAUUUUAUAACUUAGCUGUAAAGCAAAGGAGGUACAAUUCUUUCUUCAAUCUUCUGAUCACAGUGUUAUUCCUUUUUUGUUCUCUUUAUGCUUUAGGAAAGCUUGUUGGGUGUUAGGAUAAGGAUGUCUUGUUCGGAUAUCUCUAUAUAUGAAGCUCAAACUUCCUCAAUAAAUCUGUUACAUUAUU
Molecule: messenger RNA, 1521 nt
Organism: Rubroshorea leprosula
Lineage: Eukaryota; Viridiplantae; Streptophyta; Magnoliopsida; Malvales; Dipterocarpaceae
Source: the annotation of a GenBank genome assembly